AUUAAAAGUGAAAGAAAACGUCUGGGUUGGAGACCAGUUCAGGGAAAUCAAUGCACGAAUAAUUAGGCUCAGAUUUAAAAACUGCGGGUGAUGAGCACAGCGGGAAAGGACAAAUGAAAACAUAAUAAUUUAGAAUAAAAGAAAAAAAAUCACCUAGUAAAUAAAUAUCUGGAAAAAUGGGAGUGAAAUAUUUUUUCCUGCCGGGUGAGGUGUCUGUGGAGAGAGGGGCUGGUGUUUAGCCGAAGCUUUGAAAAUGUGAUUGCAUUUUUUGACAGGACUGUGCGGGAACAGCUGUUGUUAUGACCUCCCUUCAGUCAUGUUAGCCCCUGAUGUGAUGGCGAGGAAACCCCGUUAGGCAGGCGCUCUUCAUGACGGCAAAGCUUUGUACGCAGCUGACACGCGACGUAAUGUGGGUAUCCAGCAACCUCUGGCAGAUUCUACACUGCAAUAGGGGACCGGGAGACGCUUAAAGCCCAGGCGCAUUCCAGGAUUUCUAUGAUGUCUGCUCAUGCAGUUGACAUGGAUGAUGAAGAUGGACGAUGUCUGCUAGAUGUAAUUUGUGACCCCCAGGCUCUCAAUGACUUCUUGCACGGUUCAGACCAGCUUGAUGGCGAAGAUCUCCUCGACACAACCACAGACCCGGCCAGUGCUUUCUUCACUGAUGCAUCUCUCAAUGUCCAGGAUGCGACAGUGAACCACCUGAACAGCGGGCACACGCAGGGCUCCUCCAGCGCAGUUGACCUCGACUUCCUGGAAGAUGAGAUCCUGGGGCCGCCGUCCGGCUCGAACCUGCAGAACUCUGAGCAGCCCUGCGACAUCCUGCAGCAGAGCCUUCAGGAGGCCAACAUCACGGAGCAGUCGCUGGAGGAGGAUGCCGACCUGGACAUCGCCUCGUUGCACUUCCCCUCGCUGCAGCCGGCGUCCCAGUCGGCCGAUGGCGGCCAGCUCUUCCCCGCCGGCGCCGACCUGAUCGGCCUGCCACAGCAGCCAGCCCCUCCACCUCCCGUCUUGGCCCAGCAGGCCCUCAUCCAGCCGCAAGCCCUGGGAGGCCAGGUGGUGAACAAGGCCAUCAGCCUGCAGCCCUUCCUUCAGCAGGUGGGGCUGGGCAACGUGACGCUACAGCCGCUGCCCAACGGGAGCCCCUCGGGGGCUCUGGGCAUCAGCCAGAUCCAGGUGGUGGGCCAGCUGUCCAGUCAGCCGCUGAUGGCUAUCAACCAGCCCGGGCAGCAGGUCAUCGCCAAGGCCGGUCAGCCCGCGCAGGUGGGCGGUGUGCCGGGGGUCAGCUACAUCUCUUCACCCGCCCCCGAGUCUCAGCCGCCACCUCAGCCAGGAGUGGCCCUCCCCUCAUCUGGAGUAUCCCCACCCAGCGCCGGCCUGGUCCUGCAGAAGGCCUCGGGCCCAGCCACCCUCAACGGCAACUCGCUGUUUGCCGGGGCCUCCGGCGGGGUGACCAGACCCAGCCCCAGCCCGGCCGUGAUGCAGGCCCAGAGUGUGGUGGUCCAGCGCACCCCCACCCCCAUCCAGCCCAAGCCCAGCACGGGCCUGGUACAGCACAAGCUCUUCCAGAUCAGCUCAAAGCCCUUCACCGUGCAGGCCGAGGCUCCCCCCUCGCUGCAGCAGCAGCAGCAGUCGCACCAGCCCCCACAGCAGCCCCCACCGCCACCCAAGGCCCAGCAGAACCUGACCUUCAUGGCAAGCAAGCCAGCCCAGAGCGUGGUCUUCUCGGCUUCAGGGGCAGCCUUCCCCCAAACCAUCCCCUCGACCGUCUUCAAGCCCCAGCAGACCGCCCAGCCUGCCGCCUUCGGCAAGCCCCUCAGCCUGCACGUGCAGGGGGGCAGCAUCGUCAUCCAGCCCCAGCAGGUUCAGCAGGCCAUGCUGCAGGGCCAGAGCCAGUUCCUGCUGCAGGGGCAGCUACCUUCCGGCCACAGCCUGUCCCUGCCCCAGUCCCUGCCUGCCCUGCAGCCUAGUGUGGGGGGCCAGCUGCUGGGUGCCCAGCCCUCUGCCACCCACAUCAUCGCCAACCAGACCCUGCCGGCCCACAUCCUGAGUGGGCAGGGCCUGGCAGGCCAGCUGAGCCUGGGCCAGGUCAUCGCUGCCCAGGGAGCCCACGGGGCCACCCACAUUCUCUCCGCCCCCAUCCAUCUGCAGCCCAGCCCAGUGGGGCAGCCAGCCCUCUUCCAGAUGCCUGUGUCACUCGGGUCACAGAGCCAGGCCUCGGCACCCGCCGUCAUCCAGGGCGUGACCCUGCCGGGGCAAGCAGGGGCAGCUGCGUCGGCCGUGCUGGGCCCAGGGGAGGCACCUGUCUCGGCCGGCGCUGCCCAGCAGGGUCCCGGUGGCCUGGUUGCUCUGGGCAACGGGCAGACCUCACUGCUGGCGGUGCAGGCUGCCUCUGCCCCCACUCCCCCUUCGCACAUCCAGACACUCUCGCAGGCCGGCAGCAGCAACUCGAUUGCCCUCCCUGUCCCAGCCGGGAAGGUCGUCAUCACCCAGCAAGGCUCGGGGCCUGCUGUCGGACAGGACAACGCCCAGGUCUUCUUCCAGCAGCAGGAAGAGAAGCAACAGCAGCUUUACCAGGCAGCCCUCAAACUUCAGCAGGAGCGAGGCUUGAACCAGCCGCCACCCCACAGCUUAGCGCCAACCGUCACCACCAGCAGUGUGCCAGCCUCCGUGAUUGUCAGCAGUAGCGUGGGGCUGGCGGCCGCCGGAACCCCAGACUCCAAGGGACAAACGGUGCUGCCCGCUUUGGCGGGCUCUCACUUCCAGCAGACUCUGGCUGGUCAGCAGAUGGCUGCUGGGCAGCAGAAGACGGCGAUGGCCCAGGGCACACCCACCUCGCAAUCGCCUGUGCCUCAGGCCCCACAGAACGACGCCCAGGUCCACAUCCAGCUGCCGUCCCCCCACCAGUCCCGCCCACCCUCCCAGCCACAGCCUCUGUCCCGGCCCCCGUCGCGGCCCCAGAGCCGCCCUCCUUCCCAGCCCCAGGUGCUAUCCCGCCCCCCUUCCGAGCCUCUGUCCCGAUCCUGCACCCCUUCCCAGCAGCCCCUCUACAUCAUCCAGACCCAGUUGCAGGGCUCCCCCCACGGGAGCUCCCAGCCGCCCCACCCCAUGAGACCCCCGUCCCAGCCGCCCCUGCAGGCGCCGUUCCAGGGCGGCGGGCCCCCCCACCCGGCCGAGCCACAGUUGACCCCACCAGCUCCCGCGCCCCAGCAACAGCAGCAGCCCGGUGGCCAAGGCCAGACCCCAGCUGAGGCCCAGACCCCGCCCCGCCUCCUGCCCCCCUCGCAGAGUCCGGGUGACCCCCAGCCCCCACCCCUGCAGCUACAGCUCCACUGCCAACCCCACCCUCAGGGCCCUCUGCAGCCUGUCUACCAGACCCUCACCCUGACAGCAGAACAGCAGCAACGGUUCCAGAUGGUGACCAACCAACUUCAGAACAUGUCCGCCAUCCCCAACCCCACCCAGCAGCACAAGUCGUUCAUGGAGAAGCUUCAGCAGAUGCAGCACAACAUAAUCCUUCAAGCCAAGCCCUCGAGCAGCAGCCAAGGCGUAACAGGUGUCAGCCAGCUCAGCAGCCAAGUGCAGUCGCCCAGCCUGCAGACGCAGGCGCACACCAACUCGUCUGGGCUGAAGCCACAGCCUACCGGAGGAGGCCCGGCAGCUCUGGCCACACUCCUGCAGCAGACGUCUGUCCUCGUGAAGGCAUCUUCAGCAGGCACCACAGCCACGACACGAUCUCCGGACAGCAAGGUCAUCUCAGGGGCUGCGUCUGGAGCCCCAUGCCUCCUUCAGCAAGGAGCAACAGUCCCCCUGCAGAUGAAGCCUCUCACGACGCACCAGGUUCAGCCCUCGCUACAGACGAAACCUGGAGUGAUCAGUUCAAUCUCGGGUCUGAACAUGAACUUGUCCAAAGGGCCGAUCCAAAUCCAGCUCCUCGGGAAAGGGUUGACGCAGCUGGUGCCUGCCGCUUCCGUUCCUGCUCAUCAGAUGGACAGUAAAUUGGGAGGAUUGAAGACAGCAACGUCUCUUCAGACGGCAAAGGAAUCUGUGCUCCUAGACCGACUGCGAAUGGAUCAGGACACGGUUCUCCAGCCGGACUACAAGUCCCCCUUCCGAUCUUACCAGGACAUGGUCCACAGGCUUCUGCCAUACCACCUGUACCAGGGAACGUUACCCUCUGUGGAAGAACACAGGAAAGUGGACGAGGAGUUUGAGGCGGUCUCAACCCAGUUAUUGAAAAGAACCCAGGCGAUGCUACACAAAUACAGGAUGCUGCUCUUCGAGGAGGCCAGGAGGCUGAGUCCCUCGGCGGAGAUGGUAAUGAUUGACAGGAUGUUCAUCCAGGAAGAGAAAACAUCCCUCUCCACGGAUAAGCAGUUGGCGAAGGAGAAACCUGAUGAAUACGUGGCCUCAUCGUCCAGAUCGCACAAUCUUACUACCUCUUCAUCUCCGCCCCUCUGCACCACGACAGCCUCGCUGGAAGCCCCCCGGCUUCCGUCUGUGCAGAGCGCGACGCCCCUGCACCCCACCAAGCUGGUGAUCAAGCACGCGGGGGGCUCUCCCUCGGUAUCGUGGGCACGGGUCCCACCCCCCCAGGAUGGAGACGACGACACCCUGCGAGCUCGCAGCCGGCCGCCCCCCAUCAAGACCUAUGAGGCCAGGAGCCGCAUCGGCCUGAAGCUGAAGAUUAAGCAGGAGGCCGGGCUGAGCAAGGUGGUGCACAACACGGCACUGGACCCCGUGCACCAGCCCGCCAGCUCCGUCACUCCUGGGGCCGAAUGUCCGGCGGCCACGGCGCGCCAGAUGAACGGGAGCCUGGAGCACUCCUCCCCGUCACCCACCUCGGCCAACCUCUGCAAGCUGCCGCCCAGGAGGAGCCCUCGGGAAGGCGGAACGCCUCUCCCCUCUGACCGGACUGCGGCAGACCCCUCACCACCGCCGCCGGUAGCACCCCCGAAGCCGGAGGACAGCAGGAGGGAGGGACCGCCCAGGGGAGAGGCGCCAGCCAGGAGUGUGAUCGCCAGCUGUAAGCCCAGGACUGCCCGGGGGAGCAGGCCGGAGACGGACAGCAGGAAGUCUCGGACACACACACAUCCUCCCCCGCCCGCUGUGGCUUCUGCCGGUGCCCAGCCGGAGGAGCUCCCCGGGGGGAAGGCAGCAGACGGCAUGGACGGGCUGGCCGGCGUCGAGGGAGAGCUGGUACGUGGCAUUCUGAAAGCGGAGCCCCCCGACGGCUCCUGGGAGCUCGCCCUCCCACCCCCCAAGAGGACCAAGUCAGAGUCGUUAGACAUGGACAACGCCAGCUUCUCCAGCGACAGCCCUCAGGACGACACCCUGACCGAACACUUGCAGAGUGCCAUCGACAGCAUCCUGAACCUACGGCAGCCACAGUCGUCUCUCGCUCAGAACCCCGUCUCGUCUCCCUACCACUCCUCGGAGAUCAACUCCUCGCCCUUCUCUCCCGCCCCGCACCCCGACAGCUACCUUGCCCCCAAUCGCAACGGAGGCCUCGGAGCGAGGACUUACACCAGAUGACUCCGGCCAGCAAUCCCUUCCGUUGCU
Hypanus sabinus (Atlantic stingray) is the source of this 5559-nucleotide messenger RNA. Its product is annotated as BRD4-interacting chromatin-remodeling complex-associated protein-like. NCBI's taxonomy places the organism in Eukaryota, Metazoa, Chordata, Chondrichthyes, Myliobatiformes, Dasyatidae. The coding region runs from base 496 to 5532 and encodes 1678 amino acids. Gene Ontology annotation, biological process: positive regulation of DNA-templated transcription. Gene Ontology annotation, cellular component: SWI/SNF complex. The transcript has 16 exons. The record is from RefSeq and is a predicted model, not a curated record.